GUUGUGGUGACAGUGACAACAAAUGUCUGACGUGUCUGUUAACUUAUUUUCUCAAAAUUUCAUCUAAUUUACUAUUUAUUUAAAUGAUAUUAUCAUUAAUUUAGAUAAAAUGAACUAUAACGCAAAUACUAGUGGCAGGCAGUCCCUCGGUAGGAAACUAAAAAGGGUCUCAGAUGUAAACGCAAUGGGAUAUAUGCCCUACGAUCCACAGGCAAACACGCCACAGCAAAAUAUGUACCCGAAUUUAGAUCCAAACAUAAAUUUCCAACAAGGUUUUGCUCCAGUUGACCAACAAUAUACAAGUACUCCAAAAGGGCCAGGACCUGUACCAGUACCAGCUGGUCCAAAUUAUAACCAACCUCAGUUUAAUAAUAUGAAUCCGAUAGGUGUAGGUAUAGGUGGACAGAAUUUAAAUGUUUUAAGUCAGCCUAUUGUGCAAGAUAUGGCGAUGCAAUACGGCCAACAGUUAGCUGGUGCUGGAACGACUAUGCUUAAGAAUGAAGUUGAAAAAUUUGUUCCUGUUUCAAAAUUGAAAUACUAUUUCGCUGUGGACAUCAACUAUGUGGCUUCGAAAUUGUUGUUAUUGUUUUUUCCAUUUACACACAAGGACUGGUCAGUGAAGUACGAACAGGACGGUCCAGUUCAACCCAGAUUCGAAAUAAACGCUCCUGAUUUGUACAUUCCCGUUAUGGGUUACGUUACGUACGUUCUGACGGCCGGUUUAGUUUUAGGAAUGCAGGAUCGUUUCAGCCCCGAGCAAUUAGGAAUUUUGGGCUCGUCCGCGUUGGCUUGGUGGCUCGUAGAGCUCGCCAUCUAUUGUGGAGCCCUUUACUUGAUCCAAGUGGAAACUAGUCUCCGUACGUUGGACCUUUUGGCCUAUUCGGGUUACAAAUUUGUAGCGAUCAUUUUUUCGAUUAUGGUCAGCACUGUAGCAGGCAGCUUAGGUUACUAUUCCUGCUUAAUAUAUUCCUGCAUGGCAUUGGCGUUCUUUUUAUUGAGGAGUCUGAAGGUACAGGUGUUGGCCGGCAGCUCCCAAGACGCGAACUAUUACGGUGCCCAAUCGACCACGGCCGGGCACAAGAGACGGCUGUAUUUCCUUCUUUUUCUAGCAGUUUUGCAGCCGGUGUUGUCUUGGUGGUUGUCCUUUCACUUAUUACCUUCCAGUAAAGUCCCAGUGGAGAUUAAACCGGCAACGUAGGAGUUAACAAAAAACGAGCAUAGCAUUUUUAAAUUAUUCGCUGUAUAGUGUGGACUAAAAAAGGGGAUCUGGAUAUAUUUUAGUCGAUGAUUAAAUGUAAUAUACAUGAUACAAUAGGCGAGUUUUCAAAGCUAGAGGUGGUAAUUUAAAUUUUGAUUAAAGUGUAUUGAGAAAGUACUGUCAUUUGGAAAUCAAUAAUUUUGACAUAACGGCGUCAAAUCAAGCCAUCUUGUUGGUUAAUUUCAAGAUUCAAAACUAUAAAUUUGGUAUGUACUUGUAAUUAUUAACUGUACGACUUCUAUUGAUGUGUGGGACUGGUUGAACUAUCACAUAUUUUCUAUUUUAGCGUACUUUUAAUAAUGGACCAACAGUGUCAAGUCCGGAAAUCGUGUUGGCUAAUUUCGUUUCUUAAAACGAGAAAUUUAGUUUGAAAAUAACUAUGUGAUUUCUCUCAAUGUGGGGCUUGUUGAACUGUCACGUAUUUUCUAUUUUCAGCGUAUUUUUAAUAAUUUACUAACAGUGUCAAAUCUGGUGAUUAUGUUGGCUAAUUUAAAUUCUUAAAACGAGAAAUUUGGUUUUUAAUUAACAGAACUAUUCUGCUUUUUUUUUUUCAAAAAUUUAAAUUUUCACCUCUAAUUCCCUGUCUAUUAUAGGACAAAGUUUACCUACUCAGCUGGAUGGAGUAAUGAUAAGUAAAACUUAAUUUUGUAUUUAAUUAUUGAUUUAAUAAACAUGUAUUUUUAUAA
Molecule: messenger RNA, 1944 nt
Organism: Psylliodes chrysocephalus
Lineage: Eukaryota; Metazoa; Arthropoda; Insecta; Coleoptera; Chrysomelidae
Source: the annotation of a GenBank genome assembly